Balaenoptera musculus (blue whale) is the source of this 4777-nucleotide messenger RNA. It is a transcript of the gene ZNF75A, whose product is annotated as zinc finger protein 75a. Bases 516 to 2540 code for a protein of 674 amino acids. NCBI's taxonomy places the organism in Eukaryota, Metazoa, Chordata, Mammalia, Artiodactyla, Balaenopteridae. Gene Ontology annotation, biological process: regulation of DNA-templated transcription. The record is from RefSeq and is a predicted model, not a curated record. The transcript has 7 exons.
CGCGGGUCGCUGCGCAGGGAGGAUUUCAGGUGGGGUAGGGGGGCCGGGUGGGUCUAAAUAGUGCCCGGCCUGCGCUCCCAAACCCCGGGGCCUGGGGGGCCCGCCCCUGAGUGGCGCGUGGCGGGGAGCUGUCCUCAGAGCGGUGGCCGGGCCGGCGGCGACUUGUGGUAGAGCCCCGGGAAGAGGUAGCGGCCUCCACGAAGCCAAGCCGUCCGAGGUAACCUAGAAGUGGCUUCCGCUUCGGCGCCGGCUCCGGAGCCCCCGAGAGACGCCGGCCGCUGCUCGGGGCCGCUGCACAGCGGCCGGUGGUGUUUCCGAGCCGGGCGACAGGACUGUCUGGGGCGAGGCCCGCCGUCAGGCUCGUGAGGCCGCUCUCUCCAAAGUUUGUGCGGGCGGCGCCCGGGGCCGCGCGGCGGGAGCCCGCUCGGACACUGCCCGCAGGCACAGUGCUCGCGGGCGCGCCAGGGCGGUCGUGUCCACUUUCCCGCCUCCGCCGGCGUUUCCUUUACUGGCUGAUGUUACUGCGGGAGAAACGGGCGGUCCAGCCUCAGUCAGAUCAGCUUCCUCUGAUGCAAAAGCCUGGGAAGUGUCCCCAGCACCUCAGAGCCAUCGGGGGCCGGCCGUCUGUGAACAUCUUGGCUUCCUGGGCAGAAUUUCGGUGUCCUUUCUACUGGAUCACCUCAGGGAAAGUGAGCCUCACGAAGCUCUCCUCAGCCUCGCUUAGAGGUCUAAAUGAGCCCUGGAGAAAGGAAGAAGAUCCUUUUAUUGAUUUUGUUCCAGACCAGACUGGGCCUCAGUUGUCAGAGGUAGUGCUGGAGGUGUGUCCAAUACAGGAGCAGAAUUGUUCCUCAAGAAGAAUGAUGACCAUAGAUCUGAAGGUGGCUGAGUACUUGAACCCUCAGAUCAGGACUCGGUGGGAGACCAAGGGACCUGUGACAGGGAGCUCCAGUCAGGAUAAGAAAUAUGCCCCCCAAACGGACAGUCUCAGUCCUGAGAGGUCUCACCAGCAUUUCCGGAGCUUCCUCUAUCAUGAAGCAGCUGGACCCCGGGAGGCUGUUGACCAGCUUCUGGAAUUAUGCCGUCGGUGGCUGAGGCCAGAGAUUCAUUCAAAAGAGCAGAUCUUGGAACUUGUGGUGCUAGAGCAGUUCCUGUCCAUUCUGCCCAGGGACACCCAGACCUGCAUAAAGAAGCACCAUCUGCAGAGCAUCGAGGAGGCUGUGGUCCUGGUAGAACACUUGCAGAGGGAAUCUGGUCAAAUGAGGAAUGGGGUUGCAGACCAUGAGCUGGGAAAGGAGGCAGUGCUCUUGGGAGAAACAGCAGAGGCCCUAGGCUUCAAGCUGAAGCCAGCAGAGGCCCAGCAAGUGGGCAUGUCCCAGGAUGAAGAAUUUUGGAAUACACACCAGAGUCUACAAGAGCUGCUGAUCAGGAAUACCCACAAAGAAACUGAGCCCAUAUGUGAGAGGGAAAUGAGCCUAAGAUAUUCAGAAACAGAAGCGAGAGAGAUUUCCUGUGGCUCUCCUUCACCCACAGCGGUGUCUGCUCACCGGAUCCUAGCCUUUCCUGAGCAGACAAACACCAAAGACUGGACAGUGGCACCUGAGCUCAUCUUGCCUGAGUCCCAGAGCUUGUUGACAUUUGAAGAAGUGGCCAUGUAUUUUUCCCAAGAAGAAUGGGAGUUACUGGAUCCUACUCAGAAGGCCCUCUACAAUGAUGUAAUGCAAGAAAACUAUGAGACUGUCAUCUCUCUAGCAUUAUUUGUGCUCCCCAAACCUAAAGUGAUCUCCUGUCUAGAGCAAGGGGAAGAGCCAUGGGUUCAAAGAUCCCUGGGGUUCAAGGACAAUUCUGGAGAGCUGCCUACAGGGCUAAAGCUCAAAAAUGACACUGAAAAUCUUCAGCCUCUAUGUCUUUCUGACUUAGAAAUACAAGCACCAGUAGAUAUAGCAUCAAAAAAGGCCAGAUUGAAAGUCCCUCAGAAAACUAUGGGCAAAGAAAAUCAUGGUGAUGUGCAUAGGGUGGGGAAAUGGCACCGAGAUUUUCCAGUGAAGAAAAAAAAGAAACUUUCAACCUGGAAACAAGAGCUGCUGAAACUUAUGGAUCUUCACAAAAAAGAACGUGCAGGAGAGAAGCCUUUUAAAUGCCAGGAAUGUGGGAAAAGCUUCAGAGUUAGCUCUGACCUUAUUAAGCACCAAAGAAUUCACACUGAAGAGAAACCAUAUAAAUGUCAGCAGUGUGAUAAGAGGUUUAGGUGGAGUUCAGAUCUUAAUAAGCACUUAACAACACACCAAGGAAUAAAACCAUAUAAAUGCUCAUGGUGUGGGAAAAGCUUCAGUCAAAAUACAAAUCUCCACACACACCAAAGAACUCACACUGGAGAGAAGCCCUUUACAUGUCAUGAAUGUGGAAAAAAAUUCAGUCAAAAUUCCCACCUUAUUAAACACCGGAGAACUCACACAGGUGAGCAGCCUUAUACCUGUAGCACAUGCAGGAGAAACUUCAGCAGACGCUCAAGCCUUCUUAGACACCAGAAACUCCACCAGUAAAGGGAAGCUUGUUCAGUGUCCUCAGUCUGAAGAAAUUCACCAAGUGGAGCUUGACCUUAAAGUUAUGAAAAGUACAAAAUUAUGAAGCAUGAAGAAUUUUUCAUCAGUGGAAUUUUUCAUCAGGAAACUUUGGGAAAUAAACAUGUUUCACAGAAGGAAUCAAGGUUGAGUCUGCAGGGAAUGUGUUAGUAGUUGUACUACUUGCUGUUUUUACUAAAAACUUUCAGGGAAUUCCUUAACAGGAGAGGUGUUCUGAGAACAUUCAGAGUAAAGGGGAAAGCUGUUUUGGGAUUGUAUUUGGCAAAAUAGCAAAUUCAGCUUCAAAUAGUGGAUGCAGCCAUGAAUUCUUCUGUGGUCACAGAGGUGAAUAUUGUUGGUUUGCAUUGAUUUCCCCAGCCACUCUUAAACAUACAUGUUAGAAACAUUUGUAGCAUGGUCUUCCAAAACAGAAAGCAAUAAUAUGAUGUUUAAUUGCAUACCGUUGUCUUCCAGGUUUACCAAUUUCAAUAAUCUCAUGGGCAGAAAUGAAUUCUAAUGUAAAAUUUUUGAAGAAUCAAAUUGGAUUUUCUUAACUGUCCUAUCAUCGGGUACUGUUCACAAAUUUGGACAUUGUUUGAGUUCCUUUUUUAACUUUUUAGCAAAUUCAGCUCUUGAAUCCUAUUAGAACAGUUUUUACUGUGAUGAAAUCAUAUUUACUUCACCAAUAGGGAAUCUGCCCAGGUGAACUAAUCACUAUUGUAUGCCUCUCUGGUGGUGGAUGGAAAAGGGAGAACACCUCUAAGAAGGAGAUAUUAUGGAAACGAGUUGGAAUCUUUAGCCAUGUAAAGAAGAAUUUUCUCGAGUAAAAGAAACUAGACUGUUUACUUAGGUCACAAUAUCAAUAGGAUAAAACAGCCAUGAAAAUGAGCACUUUUCCAAGGUCUAAAUGGAAAUUAAUGGCAAUUCAGGAUCACCUUCUCAGGUUUUUAUCUGUUUGCAUUUUAACUUGGCUUUUGUAUAUCAUUAAGAAGAAGGAGAGGGUUAUAUUUGUCUGGGAACUGGAGUGUUUACUGCACCAGGAUCCUGUGGGUCACAGGGCAUGUUACUCUGGGAAUCCAGUGAGCAGGAGACCAGUUCCCAAAAGCAAAGAUUUGGGAGAGGAAGCUGAGUGGUAGGCAAGGACGGACAAAUACACAUCUAUGUUGGCUGACUUACACUGUAACUGUUAAACAGGAAGGGUCAUCCUUCUGUUUUCUCCAUCGUAUCAUGUAACAGCCUUAGUGUACAUAUUUGAUAGAUUGCUGAAAACCUCUGUAGGCUGUGGAUUUUCUUGUAGCUCCACCUUUUAUCUACAACAGUGAUGCCGGUGUGUUCCUGAUAGAGCAUCUAGGUGUAAUCAGGAAAGGAGUUAAACAAGGAAAUAAGGCUCAAAAGAGAUCCAGAGGCUUGUUAAGACCCCAUAGCUAGUGGGUCUGUUGGCUGUCACUUAGCUGCAUCAGUCAGGCCUGAGGGCAGGAUUAGUAGGACUCAUCGGUAUGUUGUCCCUGCCCAGCCAGCCUGGAUGACAUUGUAUUGUAUCUAUUUCUAUUUCUAGCUUGUAAAACAUUCCUGUUUCUUGACUGGUUACUGAAACACUCUUAAAUCUCCAGUUUCCAUAUGAAAUAGAGAUAACACUCAACUCAGGUUUUUUCUGGGGAUUAGAGGGGUUGAUGAAGGAAAAGCACCUAACGGCCUGGGCAAUAGCAGGGUCUCAGUCAGUGUGCGUGUCCUUCCCUUUCCCCUGGUCCCCAGUGGUAUGUUGGGUGGACUGACUACAUUCAAGGAGCAGAUGCAUUUGUGACUGUUGCAGCUCCUUCCAGGAGCUGAGCACUCGUGGUGGUGGUUUGCUCGGUUGAUUUGGUCCUUGGCUUCAGUGUUUUAUGGUGUAAGUCACCUGAGGUUUUGGUCUGCCGCUGUCAGCAGGAUUUCAUUUUCUUCUCUAAGAUGAUCUGUACCAGUAUACCAAUGUGCUUAUUUCUUAAGCUCAGCCAGCUCUGCAGCUCUGGUCUGCAUAGCUCUUACCCAACAGUCUCAGCCUUACACCCCUGGGACUCUGUUUCUUCUCCCAAGAUAUACAUGUGGAUUUCUUGCUGACACUGCAUUGAUUCAUUCAAGUUAAUGAGGGCCUAUUAUGUGCCCAGGUAGUCUUCUAAACUAAGGAUAUAGUAGUGGACAAGGAGACAAAAUGCAUAUCCUCAUGGAGCUUGUAUCCUAGUGAA